Molecule: messenger RNA, 1395 nt
Organism: Exophiala viscosa
Lineage: Eukaryota; Fungi; Ascomycota; Eurotiomycetes; Chaetothyriales; Herpotrichiellaceae
Exons: 3
Coding region: 1-1395 (464 amino acids)
Biological process (GO): chromatin remodeling
Cellular component (GO): Ino80 complex
Source: RefSeq, a predicted model, not a curated record
AUGGUCAUCCUCAGAUCUCUAUAUCGGCAAAGGAAAGAAUUAGCUGACCAGAUACCCAGCUCUUCGGCAGCGUCGACUCCGCCGUCAUCCAGGCCGCGGCGCGCCGGCCAGCCAACUGCUGCUAAUGCGCCUACCUCCUCAGCCUCGGUGCAGCGAGGAGUUGGCACCUCAGACGACCGACGACACAGUCUAAAACUGACUGUCAAGGCUCCCCCAAGCAAAUUACGAGAAGUCAUGCGUGCCAAUGAAGUCGAAGCACUCCAGGAUACCCUUGGUGGCGGGCAAGUACUAGACUCACCACGGUCCAGUCGCCGGUCAGCUAUAGCUGCACGAACUAGCACACGCGCCCCUCAAAGACCGACUUAUGCCGAAUUCGGUGAGAGCGACAUCGAAGACGACGAAGAUGAAGACGCGGAACAGGAUGAGGACGAGGAAGAUGAGGAGGAAGUGGAAGAAGAAGAGGCGAUGAAUGACUUCGACCAGCUCGGUGCCGAACCUGAGGGAGGAACGGAUGACGAAGAUGUCGAGAUGGAGGAUGCGCCUCCGCCAAAGCGCCACGUUCCGCCCAAGCCUCCCAAGAUCACAUUGAAGCCACCUGCAGCAAAGCCAAAUGGCAAACAAAUUGGAAAGCCGAAGUUGAUUGUCACACCUGCCAAGGUUGGGCCUCUCAAGUCUGUCGAAGACCAAGAGAUGGAAGACGACCCAGGUGAUGACGAGGUUGACGAUUCCUCUGACUUGUCAGACGCAGAAGGCGAUACGACAGCCAACGUCAAUGACGAAGAUGAGGAAGACGCUGAAGGGGAGGAAGAGGAGAUGGAGAUGCAGGAGGGCAUCGCGGUGGGCGAAGACGAGGAAGUGGAAGAAGAUGAUGAUGCAGAUGACGAUGAUCUCGAGGAUAGCAGCGAUGACACACCGGGUUCAGGCAGUGCGACUCCUGAUCUGGCUAAGUUGACUAAGAGGCAGCGAGGUCGACCGGAGGAUCAAGGCACCCUACUGGCACUUGAUAUGGCACCACAACAACGCAAGUUCUUCACCGACGCAGAGAAGGCAAUGAAGAAGGAUGAGCAUGCCAGAAAGAGGAAAGAAUUGACGAAGCGCAAAGUGCAGGAGGAGAAAACGGCUGCUCUCAACCGUCUGCUCAAACCACAAGUAUCCAAAACAAGAGGAGCGGCUCCAAAGCCAGAGACUCUGGCGGCGGCCGCAGCUGCAGCAACCGGUUCACCGUACGAAGAGGAAGAAUGGGUGCCCAAGGCCAAUCCAAUAUAUACUAGAUGGACUAGUUCGAAAGAGGGUAUCAAGUUCGGAGUUCCAGAAGAAUGGUUAGGCAAGAGGGUCGGACAAUACUUUGGGGCACCCUUGUCAUCAAACAACUCUCUCGUGCAGGAAGUUGAGUAA